AUAUAACCAGAACCUGCAGGCAGCAGAGCAACUGUGAGGGGAAAAAAAGUCCGAUAAAGUCGCUUGCUAAGAAACUCACCUGUGACACCUUCGCAAUGACAAGAGGGCCCGGCGACAGGGGCCCACGUAGACACCACAGGACGUUUGGCUUGUAAUCCAUCCACUGCAGAGUGAUGGUUCUGGGCGUUCGUGUGGAUUUACCUGAGCUGCUGUGACCGAUCGGAGAGCCAGUUCCUCAUCAGCGAUCGUUGCAUGAACCUGAGAAAGAAGAGGCCGCGAUGAGUCGGAGAACGCGACGCUGGAUUUUAAGAGUUUUACUAUGUCUGGGGAUCGUCUAUCUGAAAAUCGGUGGCUUCUCCUCGGUGGUGGCCCUGGGUGCGAGUAUAAUCUGUAACAAGAUCCCUGGAUUGGCUCCUAGACAGCGGAUAAUCUGCCAGAGUCGCCCCGAUGCCAUUAUCGUCAUCGGAGAAGGAGCGCAAAUGGGCAUCAACGAGUGUCAGUUCCAGUUUAAAAACGGCCGCUGGAACUGCUCUGCGCUGGGAGAGAGGACAGUCUUCGGAAAAGAGUUGAAAGUGGGAAGUAAAGAGGCGGCGUUCACGUACGCCAUCAUCGCCGCAGGGGUGGCCCACGCCAUCACAGCCGCUUGCACUCAGGGAAACCUGAGCGAUUGCAGCUGUGACAAGGAGAAGCAGGGAUUCUACAGUAAAGGCCAAGGAUGGAAGUGGGGUGGAUGCUCUGCAGAUAUCAGCUACGGCCUUGGCUUCUCCAAAGUAUUUAUCGAUGCUCGGGAGGUCAAGCAGAACGCAAGGACGCUCAUGAACCUCCACAAUAAUGAAGUGGGACGAAAGGUGCUGGAGAAGAACAUGCGGCUGGAAUGCAAGUGUCAUGGCGUCUCCGGUUCCUGCACCACCAAAACCUGCUGGACUACACUUCCCAAGUUCCGCGAGCUGGGCUACAUUCUCAAGGAGAAAUAUGCCCACGCUGUGCAUGUGGAGCCAGUCAAAGCCAGCCGCAACAAGCGUCCUAAAUUCCUCAAGAUCAAGAAGCCUUACUCAUACCGAAAGCCCAUGGAUACAGACCUGGUAUACAUAGACAAGUCGCCCAACUACUGCGAGGCGGACCCCUUGACGGGGAGCCUGGGCACGCAGGGUCGGGUGUGUAACAAGUCCAUGAUACAGCACACGAGCGGCUGUGACUUGAUGUGCUGCGGUCGAGGAUACAACACACAUCAGUACUCCAGAGUGUGGCAGUGCAACUGCAAGUUUCUUUGGUGCUGUUACGUCAAGUGCAACACGUGCAGCGAGAGGACAGAGGUGUACACCUGCAAAUGAGAUUAUUUAUUCGUGUAUGGGAGAGGAUGUAUUAUUUUUAAUGGACCACCUGGAACGAAUGAGGAUCUCCUCUAAAGUGUACACAGAGAGCUCAAGAAUAUUGAAUCUUUUUGCACAAAAACCUCUUCAACUUGUCAGGGUGCUGCAACAAAACACUGGAAAAGAAAAGCAUCCUUACACGCAGGACUGGGGUACCACAGGGCAAAAAAGUGUGUCCCAACUUUAAGCUAUAUGAACUACUUCCUGUGCUUAUGGUUUGGAACACAGGUGAAUGCUCUCAUGUCCUGUGCAGCCGUUUUGGAAUAUUUAACAUAUUUAGACAACGGAAAUAAUUAAUAUUAAUUUAUUUUAUAAAACAAACUACUGAUUUUGUCUGUUAUAAUUCCAAAAUAAAAAGGGAUUUUUUUUUUUUUUUUUUUGUAAUCGAGUCGUGAACACUGUUAACACACUAGACUGCCUGAACUAAUGUGCUAUGUUGUAUAACGAUUUUGUAGCUACUUGCAUUGACCUCUGACUUGUUCAUGAGUUAGUCUUCUCUCUGUUGCUGCUAGUCUAGAGAUUUCCAUUCGUCGAGGUCGAAGACUGAACGCUCUGCUGAGCGUCUUCAAUGGCAUUGCCGACAUCAAGCUGAUUCAGCUCCACUGGUCUAAUUCACUGAUAAAAACCAUGGGCACAUUUUUUCCCCAUUUUUGGUAAAUAACGGUUUAUAGAGUAUAUUUUGUGAAAACUUAUUUUUAUAUGAAUGUCUUAUUUAUAUCUUGUGGAUAUUCAACCGAGGACCCUGAGACUUGUUUAUACCAUGUGUUGACCCUGCUGUCGCUGCCGUAGCUGUAAAGGAUGUUUUCCAGAGUUGCAUUUGUGUUUACUGUGUUUAAUGAUACUACUGAUGGAAUACAGAGCAGAAUUACACUAAGAAUGACUAUUUGUUGUGUUCAUAUAAAAAAAAAAAGAUCAUCCUGUGAGGGGAAAUACAAAGAAGAAAACAUUGAGCGCGUGAAAAAUUAGAUACACAAAUAUAUUUAAUUUAUUAC
Synchiropus splendidus (mandarinfish) is the source of this 2362-nucleotide messenger RNA. It is a transcript of the gene wnt7ab, whose product is annotated as protein Wnt-7a. Gene Ontology annotation, biological process: canonical Wnt signaling pathway; multicellular organism development; positive regulation of JNK cascade. Gene Ontology annotation, cellular component: extracellular region. NCBI's taxonomy places the organism in Eukaryota, Metazoa, Chordata, Actinopteri, Syngnathiformes, Callionymidae. Gene Ontology annotation, molecular function: frizzled binding; cytokine activity. The record is from RefSeq and is a predicted model, not a curated record. The transcript is spliced from 4 exons. The coding region runs from base 279 to 1331 and encodes 350 amino acids.